CAUGCGCCCCCCGCCCGCGCUGGCCCUGGCCGCGCUCUGCCUGCUGGCGCUGCCCGCCGCCGCCGCCGCCGCCUACUUCGGCCUGACUGGGCGGGAGGUCCUGACGCCCUUCCCCGGGCUGGGUACCGCUGCCCCGGCACAGGGUGGGGCCCACCUGAAGCAGUGCGACCUCCUGAAGUUGUCCCGCCGGCAGAAGCAGCUCUGCCGGCGGGAGCCAGGCCUGGCUGAGACCCUGCAGGACGCCGCACACCUCAGCCUGCUCGAGUGCCAGUUUCAAUUCCGGCAUGAGCGCUGGAACUGCAGCCUGGAGGGGAGGACGGUGCUGCUCAAGAGAGGUUUCAAGGAGACGGCCUUCCUGUAUGCAGUGUCUGCAGCCGCCCUCACGCACACUCUGGCCCGGGCCUGCAGCGCUGGCCGCAUGGAGCGGUGCACCUGUGAUGACUCCCCGGGCCUUGAGAGCCGGCAGGCCUGGCAGUGGGGCGUGUGUGGCGACAACCUCAAGUACAGCACCAAGUUCCUGAACAAUUUCCUGGGGCCCAAGAGAGGAAGCAAAGACCUGCGGGCGCGGGUAGACGCCCACAACACCCACGUGGGCAUCAAGGCCGUGAAGAGUGGCCUCCGGACCACAUGUAAGUGCCAUGGCGUGUCAGGCUCCUGCGCUGUGCGCACCUGCUGGAAGCAGCUGUCCCCGUUCCGCGAGACUGGCCAGGUGCUGAAGCUGCGCUACGACUCGGCCGUCAAGGUGUCCAGUGCCACCAACGAGGCCUUGGGCCGCCUGGAGCUGUGGGCACCGGCCAGACCAGGCAGCCCCACCAAGGGCCCGGCGCCACGGCCUGGGGACCUGGUCUACAUGGAGGACUCCCCCAGUUUCUGCCGGCCCAGCAAGUACUCGCCUGGCACAGGGGGCAGGCUGUGCUCCCGCGAGGCCAGCUGCAGCAGCCUGUGCUGCGGGCGGGGCUACGACACCCAGAGCCGCCUGGCGGCCUUCUCCUGCCAUUGCCAGGUGCAGUGGUGCUGCUACGUGGAGUGCCAGCAGUGUGUGCGGGAGGAGCUAGUGUACACCUGUAAGCACUAG
This is a messenger RNA of Odocoileus virginianus texanus, 1075 nucleotides long. It is a transcript of the gene WNT9B, whose product is annotated as Wnt family member 9B. Gene Ontology annotation, molecular function: frizzled binding; cytokine activity. Lineage: Eukaryota; Metazoa; Chordata; Mammalia; Artiodactyla; Cervidae. Gene Ontology annotation, biological process: cell fate commitment; multicellular organism development; canonical Wnt signaling pathway. The record is from RefSeq and is a predicted model, not a curated record. Gene Ontology annotation, cellular component: extracellular region.